AUGGCCCGACUAAACGAACCCCCCGUAUCUGCAGAUAGCAUGGACAUUAUGCGUAGAAAGCUGCUGCGCCAAAACAGGGAACUCGCCAAGGCCAACGCUACUCACCUGUCCCGUAUCAAGAGCCUCGAAGCGGACUUCGCUCGAUCACUAUCGGAGAACCUCAAACUAAACAGCUGCAUCAUCGAGCUGAAGGAGGAGCUCAAAAACAGCAACACCCGACGGGUAGCGGACCACGCCCGGGAUAUUAGGUCACAGCUCGAAUCUCAGCUGAAGGAAUGCCUCUCGGUUCUUGAGACCCUUGGCCAGGAGCCUCCGACCAAACGACAUGCGAGCCCCCAAGGCCGAAGGAUCGCCAGAGCCAGUCUGUCGCCUCGUAGCCCUCCGCAGAGACGGCCACCAAGGGAGUCAUUUAAGGACACGGAGGCCCGAGCGCUGCAAGAGGGCCGUCUCCCUCCCAUUGCAGAGAACAAGUCGUAUCCCAGAGCAACACUUGACCGUGAGCAGAUACUCGCUCUAUGCUCAGAAGCCGCAGACACGACAGACACCGUCGAUACCACCGAUUCCCCUGAACUUGGUCCGCCACCACUGUCACGAUAUGUCGAUACAGAUCCCGUUGAUAUUGGGUCUCCCCGUCAGCCUUUGGAAGCCGAACUGCCUGAAGCUACUCACGGCUCGCCGACGGUGUCACCCUCGCCGGCGCCUGCACCGCCAUCGGCAUCAGCGCCUAGAACAACGAAGAAGCCCGAGAGGAACAUCACUGUACGACCCGAUCCUGCUCCUACGAGUGAGAACGUCCAGGUCGAGGCCAAACAAACCCCCAAAGAUACCCCCAUCGCACCACAAAUCAACGCCAAGGUCGGCUCGAAGCGGAAAUACAGCAUGGGUGACGAUGCGAGCAAGACCACCAAGCCAAUCGCCGACGUGCCGAAACCAAAAGAACCCGAGGAACGCCUUACCACAGCCCGCGAACAACCCAGCGGGCAGACCUUGAAGGAACUGGCCAGCAGACGACGUGAAGCUAGGGAGCGCAUGUCGGCGCCAGUGAACCCAAGGAAGCCGCUCUCUACGAAAAGCACAAAUGAUGACAUGGCUUCGCCAGUGAAGAGUGCCAAGGCUGCAGCAGAUAAUGGAAAGGCUCCAGAGAAGCCCAAGCCGCGGGCAGCAAGGGAGCGGGCGGCCCAGAAGAUUCGAGAGGAAGCCGAGCCCGAGCCUGAGCCUGUUGAAGUGCCUCUGGCAUCGCCACCGCCACCUGCGCCCGUGGUCGACGUCCUACCAAGCACAGAGACUGUCUCUAUGGAAGCCGUUCUCCUGUCCCCCGCAUCACCCGAGCCCACAUCCAGGAUGAGCCUGCCCAGUGUCCGCGAUACGCCCCCACCCACAGAUAUCUCCUCUCACGGAGAAACAUCACGACCAAGCAGGCGGGCACGAGCGUCUGUGAGUUACGCUGAGCCGAAUCUGCGGGACAAGAUGCGACGCCCUACAAAAGAACUAUAUGACGCCGUCACCGGCCAGACCAGAUACCUCCAGCGCAGCGGGAGCGCCAACGCGGAGCAGCUCCUUGCCGAGGGAAUUCCUGUGACCAAACGCGAGUCCAGCGACGAUGGCUCUUGGAGGCAAAUUUCAGCAGCCUUGUCACCCUCACGGCAGGCCAUACAGCGCGACAACAGUCCCCACAGUCCGGCCGAUGGAACAAACACACCAGAACCGGUUCUCAGCGUGGCAAAGCCCCCGCGCAAGAAACGCUCAUCCUCGAUGAUGUCGGGAUCCAUCAGCGAGAACGAAGGACAGAGGGCGCCCCAACAAACUUCCAGCGGCUCUACCAGUCUGGAGAAAGUUGACAGCAGUCAGCCUACUCCGUCGCCUGAAAGGGACCUAGAUCCCUACGAGUUCACGACCUCAACCCCGGGAAGCGACACUUCUCGAGUCGAGCCAAAGGAGAAUGCCGCCCCGGUGCGUCAUAUCAAGUCUUCGCGACGCCUCUCGUCUGUCAUGGGGGAAGAUUUCAAAGCCGACAGCACGGACGUACCGGAGCGGACAAGAGCCGGUGGGCCCAGGAAGAGGGCAUCGAUGGUCCUACCCAAGAGGAACCGCGUGGACGCAGAAAGCCUCGAGGAUAGUAGCUUCGAGAGCGUCGAGAGCGUCGAGAGCGGUGACUUUCAAGAUAAGAGGUCGAAAGUCUCGAUGAGGAGACGGAGCAUGAUGCUGUAA
Molecule: messenger RNA, 2208 nt
Organism: Colletotrichum higginsianum IMI 349063
Lineage: Eukaryota; Fungi; Ascomycota; Sordariomycetes; Glomerellales; Glomerellaceae
Product: Shugoshin
Exons: 3
Coding region: 1-2208 (735 amino acids)
Biological process (GO): meiotic chromosome segregation
Cellular component (GO): nucleus; chromosome, centromeric region
Source: RefSeq, a predicted model, not a curated record